This is a messenger RNA of Galendromus occidentalis (western predatory mite), 1323 nucleotides long. Its product is annotated as ras-responsive element-binding protein 1-like. The record is from RefSeq and is a predicted model, not a curated record. The transcript has 4 exons. Lineage: Eukaryota; Metazoa; Arthropoda; Arachnida; Mesostigmata; Phytoseiidae. Bases 1 to 1323 code for a protein of 440 amino acids.
AUGGACAAAGACGAUCAUACGGGGGCCCACAAACGGGCCGCAUUCCCACAUUCGAAGCGGGGUACAGAAGGAAUAGGUAUCGAACAGAAAAUCACUGGGGCGCUGAUCGUUCCCACCAUCAUCACGGCAACGGACGCCGAUACUGGAAGUGCACGUGUUGCGACUUCACAACGAACUACAAAAGAUGACGACGAUGAGCCGCCCGCGAAACCUCCGGUUCCUCCGAUGGUCCGACUUGUGCCGAACAUCCUCCUUAGAGCCUCGAACGUUGUGAACGCCAGCCGAAAAGCUGGCGAGCUCCCUCGUAUCAUAACUAAAAUCAUCAAAAUUCAACCGAAACUCGAUCCCGCUCUGGCCGAAAGAGCGAAAGAACUCGCUGCCUCCGGCAAUUACGAUGAGCUGAUCUUCUCGAAGUUCAAGCGAGACGUCGCCAAGGUUCAGCACCAAUGCCGGAUCUGCGGUUACGAUUCGUUUCACCGCAACGCUAUCAUUCGUCACAUGCGCACCCAUACUGGAGAAACGCCUUUCAAAUGCGGCUACUGUACCUACAGCUCGUCUCAGAAGGCGAACUUAAUGCGGCAUUUGAAGCAACACGCGGGCGGUCGACAGAUCUCUCCCAAAGAGGUCAUAUCGGUUCAGGAGGACGAAGACGACGAAUCCGCCGCUGCGGCCGUCGCUGCGGCAGCCGCGGAGGAGCUCAGGUCUCAGAAGAGACAUUUUCCCAUCCAGAAACUGGUCAAUCACGGGGGUUCGACCAUCUCGACACCGCCGCAGACGCAAGCGCCGCGGAGCUCUUGUCCACGAUGUUCGCAGCACGUUCCGCAAGCGGCUCUUCGGAGCCACUUGCGUACCGUUCACAAGAUGGCCAACAUUGAACCGGCGCAAGAACCGACGCUGCAAGCUCCCAGCAUGAGCAUCAUGGCUGUCGCAACGACCUCUGGCUCUACGACGCCGGCGGUAACCAGCGCGGCAACGAGUGGGUCUGUGAACUCAGUCGCAGCCGCCGUGGCAGCAGCUGCUGCGGUUGCGGCAGCAGCAAGUGUUCCCGUUGCCGAUUCUUGCGGACCAAUUAAUCUCUCAACGAGCGGAUCGAACUUGACGAAUCCCGAGGGUCGAUUUGUCUGUGAUCAGUGCCAUUAUGAGACGAACAAUUUACAACACUACAAAAUCCACCAGAGGACGCACACGGGCGAGCGUCCUUACAAAUGUAGUCAAUGUGUCUACAAGGCCACACAGCUCUCGUCGCUCUACCGCCAUCAGCGAACUUUGCAUCCGCAGGGUCAACAGGGCAAGGAAACUCCGAAAAAGAGCAUUGGCCCUUGA